Puccinia graminis f. sp. tritici CRL 75-36-700-3 is the source of this 1589-nucleotide messenger RNA. RefSeq lists its product as uncharacterized. Lineage: Eukaryota; Fungi; Basidiomycota; Pucciniomycetes; Pucciniales; Pucciniaceae. Bases 1 to 1374 code for a protein of 457 amino acids. The transcript is spliced from 5 exons. The record is from RefSeq and is a predicted model, not a curated record.
AUGCCGGUCAACUGGACAUCUGGAAAAGCGAAGGCAGCAAAAAACAAAUACAGAAAAUGGUCUAAAAAAACUUGGAAAAACAAGAACGACGAUUCGCGCAGGAAGCCCUUUCGUUUUCGUCGAUCUCCUGUCAAGAAAAAGGCGGCUAAACCAAGACCGGUGAACCGAAACGGGCGGGUGACUGGUUCUGACUCUGAGGGGACGGGGUCAAGAAGAGAAGGAUGCAAGAGUACUACCGACAUCGAUGAGAUUUCCGAAACCAAUUCAGUCGGGCUUCAAGACCUUCGAAGUUCCGCUGGUCAUCAAACCACUGCACCGAACGAUCAGAAGAUCGAUGUCGAGAGAAAGAGACGAGCGUUGCUGGCUAUGACCGAUUGGGCAGGUCUUCACAUCCCUCCUUUGUCAGAUCUACACCACCAGACUCCUACUUCUUAUAAGGCGCGGCUCAAGGGGAAAGCUCCGGCCCAGAUGACCACACCUGAACGAGUCAUUGUGACGAAACCUGCCAGCGAAGUGGAGACUAGUUCUGCGCUCGGAUUGGAUAGUAGCUCGAGCAUCCAUUCCGAUUCACGUGCUAAUCAUAUGAAUACUUUCAGCUUGUCACACUCGAGUCAUGAUCCUAUCGUUUCGCCGACUCCAACUAGCCCUCGAAUCAAAAAGCCAGCCAGCAAAGUGAAAGUCCCGAAUCUCUCUACCAUAAAAAUGAAAGCAUUCAAAAAGCGCCGUCUGAUCAGCACCUGUCUGCGUUAUCGGUUCCAAGUAAGACUGAUCGUAGGGAGGUUUUUCGUCCGGAAGUACCGCUGUGGAUUGGUCGGAUUUCUGAAGCCUUGGGGUUCAGUCCACCCACCGCGAUCAGCGAAUUCGAAAAGCAAAGCGCAAUCGAGAUCGAAUCUCAACACUCCCCUCCAUCAAUCAAAUUACAUGAUACGACACCAGACUUGGAGCUUUUUGUCAAGCCGGAAAACUUGGCUAGAUCUCAUGGGCGUUUCAAGCGAGGAGGACGAUCUGAAUGGGAAUCCGGAACCGGGGAAAACCCCCUCGGCAGACCACGAACAAGAGGAAAAGAAGAAGUCGACGAGGACACGAAAGGCGGCCAAGAAAGGCCGGAAUCAGAGGAUGAAGCAAAAGAAAGACCUGAGAAAACAGUCGAUCCAGGACGAGUCUCUCGAAACUUGGUUACCUCAAAAACGAAUGACCAACUAUUGCAAACACGACACCAAACGCCAGAUCAAGGAAAUAGGCAAAGCAGGAAUUCUGAUUGGAGGUGGAGGAAUUUGGUGGGCAAGUCCAAGAACGAUCAGUUCGAUUUACUCUUUCAAGAUAGGAAUGAUGACGAACGGAUCUUCUGACUGGAAAUUACACAUAUCGAUGUAAUUAUUUACGUCUUACGAACAAUGAGGACUGCUUCAACUGGAAUCAAAUCUCAGAAGAUCAAUUCAAAUGACAUUCAUAUGUAUCCAGUAUACAGUGAACGACAAAAAUCUAGCAAUUUCAUUUUCUUACAACAGCUUUGUUCAAGAUUGUUUUUGUUUGUUUUAGGGUUUCAAGUCUUUUUAUUUGGGGAAUGUGUAGAUCUCAAAUUUAACAGU